AUGAAGGCCGCUACCAUCCUUUCUCUUCUGAGCGUUACCGGGCUCGUCGCCGCGGCUCCAGCUCGCAACGGUCCUGCUGGCGGAAUACUCGCCCGCGACCCUCCGGCCUCUGGCCAGGCCGAUGGCGGCCAGGGCACCAGUAGUGACCCAUUGGGUGGCCUUACCAAGGGACUUCCUCUUGUUGGAGGUCUCGGGCGUCGUGAAGGCCCGGUAGACGGAGCAGUCUCCGAGAACCCUACCGAUAAGCUCCCUACCGACAAGCUGCCCACCGACAAGCUUCCUACUGGCAAGCUUCCUACCGAGCUCCCCACCGACAAGCUUCCUACUAGCGGACUCACCGGCGGCAGCCCAACAAACGGCCUUCCUGUUGUUGGAGGUCUUGGUGGUCUUGGGGCCCGCGACGAGCACCCUGACCACGACGAUGAGUCCAAGGGCAAGCAGGAUGGCCAUGGCGAGAAGGAUGGUAAGAAGGAUGACAAGAAGGAUGACAAGAAGGAUGGUAAGAAAGAUGGUGAGGACAAGAAGGAUGGCCAGGCCAAGCGCGAUGGCCCUCAUAACAAGACACCCGGCCAUGGACACGGAUCCGGCCGUAGCAAGGACUUUACUGCAUAA
Molecule: messenger RNA, 612 nt
Organism: Aspergillus pseudonomiae
Lineage: Eukaryota; Fungi; Ascomycota; Eurotiomycetes; Eurotiales; Aspergillaceae
Exons: 2
Coding region: 1-612 (203 amino acids)
Source: RefSeq, a predicted model, not a curated record